AUGACGACGGUUGUGUAUCUUUGCGCUGUGGAAAAUCAUCAGACCCGUGUGUGGUCAGAGUCGGGACAGCGGCUGCGAUGCCAGUUUCCUAAGAAACCAUGGUUUCUGGAGCUUGUUCAAGAGCACGAUUUGGCAGAGUGGCUGUCGGUGCGCAACCGCAAUGAUUCGGUAAAGUUUGCUUUGCACGGCAUCAUGAGCAUAUGUCCCGGCAUUUCGGCAGACGACUUGCUGUCGGAGUAUCCGAAAAGAUCCGAACUAGGGGUGUGGAGAUCCUUCUGGACAGCCCAAGGCAGCUUGUACACGGUCUUGGUGAAGGAGUGCUUGGUUUUCCAAGAACCCCAAGAGGUACACACAUACCUUGAUGUGCGUCAUGCAGAGCCUAGGCCCCUGCGAGGUCGGCCGAAUGCAUUGUCCCCUUUCCUUCCAUCCAAUUGCAAGCCAGAGCGCAUGCUCAAUGUGCCGGGGGUGUUGUGGCAGUGCGAUUCAUCAAGUCGCAUAGGAAACAUGACUGUGCAGGAUGCAUUGCAGCGCUGGGGGUUGGAGCUAACAGAAGCAUCUGUAGCCGUGCCAGUUGUGCAACCAGUCGCAGGGUUGAUCGUAAGAGGUGCUUGGAGUUCCGUUGGUUUGUUAGGGCAUUGGACGCUUCCACAAGAACUUUUCGAAACUGCGGAUUUCCCUCCAGAUGAGCUCAAGGAAAAACUUUUUCGACAGGAGCCGCACUGGUCAACCACCUUGUCGCACCAGCAAGUGUCGUUGCUGGCAGAUCGUGUCAGAUCUUGGGCCCCUGUGCUGUUGACAAACUCGAAUGAGGAGGCAGCUGGCCUCAUGCAGCUAGAGCUUGCAGACAUGAUUCAAUGGUUUGAAACCCUGCAGCGAAAUCUUGAGCAUCAGCCUCGCCCAUCCCACUACCCCAGUCACGUGAUGAUUGCUGCUGUGUUUUUGGCUUUCCUUUUGGGGUCACGAACACACAUGGCUGAGGCCAUUCCACUUGCAUUGAUGCUUGCUUUGCCUGGACUUGAUUUCGACGAUUUGGCCAAGCAUGUCAAGUGCCCCAAAACCACCACAUUAGCACGUGCAUCCACAUACAUGGACUUUGCAUACCUCAUGUUGUGCAGGGAACGUUGGAAGCAAACUCCACACCUGCUUUUCGCCUGGGCUGAUUCCUCCCCGCAAAGUGGGAGAGAGUGGUUCAUGAGUAUGGAGGCCUGCAUUCCCGAAUCCUCCCUUAUUGAGACCUUCCAGGUUGUGAAUAAGCUAAUCAGGGCGAGACCCGACUUGCAGGACCAUUUUGAAUCCCGAGAGUUGGAUCUCGAUGAGCUUCUGCACUGCAGCCGCACAUUGCAGGCAAAUCUCUUGCAUCACAAGAACAUACCUGUAGCAAUGGCCAGUGGUAAGACCAGAUUGGAAGACAAAGUUUCUUGCUUGCUUCACGUGUUGGCCCUUGAAAGCGACAGCCGUGCCUUCUUGACUCAGCAGCUGAGUCGUGUCGUGAGUUGGACCACUGACUUAGGCCUAGAGGUCCAAGUUCCGCAAUUUCAAGCAAAGGAUCCCGAAACUCUUGUACCAACUUGGCUGCACGCAAGCCUUCCGGUAGAGACCGAUGUGCAGGACAUCCCAUCUGAUUCAGAGGUUUCGUUGCAUGAUGGCGAUGGGCAGAAUCUUGCUGCUGCAGAGCAGCCGAGGCUCGACACAUCGUUGAUGCCAAGUUGCCUAAUUGUGCCGGGUCUGUUGCAUGUGUGUCAUAACUUGGCUGCGGAUCUCCAUGAGAAGAUGCAGCUUUGGGAGCCGUUCUGGGAACAGUUGAAGGAUGUGGCUGAACUGUUAGCGGAACGCCACCUUAGGGAGCGCCUCAUCAAUCAAUGUGUCCGUGGAUCAGCAGCAGCCCACCUGGAGCCAGACUUCCAACAAGCAGGCAUGUCGAAACUCUAUGAGAAACGCUGGCAGAAUGUAAUCAGCUGCUUGGAUUGUCUGAUGCCGCUUCUCGAGCCGUUGCGACAGGUGUGGAACUAUGAUACAUAUGUGUCCGACUCAGGCAUUGACAGAUCUGUUCUGCAAGGGGUGGACAAGGCUUUGGGAAGUCCCAUGUUCUUCCACUAUCUUCACAUGGUGUGGGCCGUCCACAAGCUUGUGUUCAAUUUCGAGUGUUGGGUCGAAGGGUGUCCUUGCCAUCAUGAAGUCAGGGAAUUCAGCAAAAAGCGGAAAUUCCGUCUGCACAGGCGCAAACCAGGUUCGGAUGUCUCCGUUAAGCAUUGUCCUAUGAAGGGCAAACGAAGUUGUGAGUUGGCCGUAGGUUGUAUCAACUCCACAUUCGAAGAACUCACCGAGUUGGCACAUUCGAGUUUCAUGGGUAUCGAUGUUUCAGGGUUGCCUGCUCUGACAGAAGAUCACAGAAAUGCGAUCUUGCGUGACUUCGAGUAUGCCAGAGCAUACCUCCAGUUCGGCUUGAAGUCGAAACUUGCGUUCUGGGAGACUGUGCCGUGGCGUCUUUGCGGUUUGGGUCAUCAUUUUGACUCGGUCGCUCGAAACUGUGCCGCCGAAUGCUUGGCAGAAUUCGAUAAGUCAUUGGAGGCAGGUCGGGUUAAAGCAGAGCAUCACCACCCACUUAGUGUGAAAUUCCUGUCCCCCGGUGGGCCGCUGCGGCACUCUGUCGAAGCCUUCUCUCAGGGGAGCCCAAUGUCCCCUGAUUUGUUGCAGGCUGUGGCCCCCCUAAAAUUUGUGCCCUGUGUAGAGCGCGUGGUGGAAGGAUUGCACCGCGACGUCAAGAUAGCAUCAAAACAUGUUCAGCUUGGCCCCACGAAAGUGUCUAUGACCGUCAGGCUUCCCGAAAUCAAAAGGCAUGUUCAGGAAUCUCCUGAAUUCCUUAGCAGACUGACAGCUGCUUUUGAUCAGAUGCGCAACUUGAAGAAGGCAGCUGCAAUGCUUGGAGUGUUGCAGCACCCCGAGCUGCUACAGCUUCUUCAUGACAAGGUCGUUUCCACAACAGACUGGUGGAUUCGACUUCAAAAGAUCGCGCACCGCUGUGAUUUAUCUGAGCAAUUCGCCGAUUAUCGCGAGGCUAGGGUAGAGCACGACAAAAUCACAAAGAAAAUCCGGGAAGAAACUGCCCGUGUCCAUGAUGCACAGGCCUUGCCCACACCCCGGACGUAUGAUGCCAUCUUUAAGCGUGCAAUUGUUGAUCAUUUUCGAAAGAUGUCUGAUUCCAGCUGUUCCUUCUCGCUGCCUUCCGUGCAGCAGCUUCAGGCUGAUGCCAAUGGCGGUUGCUACGAGAUUCUUCCUUUGCAGACGGUGCAUGUCCGGGCCCAAGCACAGCUUGAAGCUCUCGGCAACAGUGCAGAUGUGGACGUGCUUGAACCCAACAUGAAUGCCACCGCUCCUGAUCAUAUGGUCUUUCGUGUGUUGCACGGUGCCCCUGAAAACCUGAAGCUUGCCCCAGGCAGUGUUGCUCUCAAACCAAUCUUUCCCAAAGGGUCUUCCGUCGUUACUGUGCAUGACAUCAUUCACGAUGAUGAGUCAAGCCCUGCAGUAAACAUGAGCGCUUUGGCAGCUCCCCAGCUGUUGAAAGAUUUGGAGCACUGUCCACUUUCCACGCUGCGUGAGCAUCUCCGUGUCUGGAAGGUGUCAGGAAAGGUUCAGUACACGUUGCCGUGCGUUGGGUUUCCAGGGCAUGAGGUGCUGUCUUGUGUGACUGCCAUUUUGGAUGCUAAAGCAUUGCCUGAUGAGCCGUAUGUCCAGCCACCAUUGUCUUCAGCACAGAUGUGUCGAGCACUUGCACAGAAUGGGCUUCUCCAGAUCUUGAAUCCUGCCCCGGGUCGGGAUUCUGCACUUGUGCGCUUUACACAGGAAGGUGUUCGCAGUUUGCGAGUUGUCACAGCUUUGGGCAAUCCCGCACCAGUUUGCAGCAUGAGCAGCCAACCUUCCAAGAAUUGGGAUGUGAUGGAGCUGAUGUUGGCUAUGGAGAAUGAUGGUUGGGUAUGGCAGCCCCUCCCGAAGAGUAAGUCAGCAAAACAAGCGUUGUGCUACAAGCCAGGCGAUGCCAAGGUCUGGUAUUCCUUGUCACACUUUGUCAAUAAGACUUACUUGCAGUGUCUGCUGAAAGCAGAGAACAUCUUUGCCGCUGGUGCUGUCGACAGAAUACCGCACUGGACAACAAGUCCCUCUGCAGUUUACACAGCCAUUCUUGCAGGAAAGCCAAUCCCCAUGCCAAGCACCGAACAGCAAGGGUUGUUGGAUGACGACGAUGUUGACAUUGGUGACCAUGCUGUGCAGGAUGAUGUGCAUCAGGGUCUUGAGCCCGCUCUUGCUGGUUUGGAGGUUCUUGAAGGUGCGGGCAGUGCCGAGGGUCGGGAUGAAGAGCACGAUGAAUUGGUGCAUGAGCUGGAGCGGUUGAUUGAUCAAGCCGAUAGCGAAGAUGAAGUUGUGGGGCAGGAUGCCAGGUCAGAGGACGACGGAGGCGGUAUUGGCUCUGUGCCGUUGGAUGAAGCUGAGACUUCAGAAGCAAUGCUUCCACCCCCACCUCCCCCCGCCGCCCCACCUCCCGGGUUGCCACGCAACAGGCCGGCUGAGGAAGACAAUGUCUCCGUGGAUUCGGAGCUCGAAAAACCCCCGGCCUGGGGGGUCUUCCGCAUCAACCUGAAGCAACCUGCUGCCGCAAGGGUUCACGGCGGGUAUGAAGCUCGUUGCCCAUUUCAUCGCAAGUCAGCCAAGACUGAUUGCAAGAAGUUCGUGUCGAUUCGCGGCAGCGCUGCAGCCGACAAAGACAAUGCUCUUCGUGCCUUGAAAGCUUGGUGCAACUGUGCGGAAUCAUACAACCGCCAGAGGGAUCACAUCCAGCAUUUUGUUUCUCCCGAAACAGCGCCGUCCCAGGCAGUCUUGGAUGCAGGGCUCAUAACGCAAGCUCCCCCCGGCCGUCCUCGCACGGAUGAGGAGCUAGAUCGGGAGCGGGUCGCGGGUCCGGUGAAGCAAAGCUACGCCUUCAUCCAGAGGCAGAAGCGGAGCAGGAUCCGCGCGGGGCCGCGGGAGAUCGAGUGCCAGAGUCGCCAGGCCGCCGUCCGACGAAGCUGCGUCGGAUCCGCCGAGUUCUUCUUCCUCUUCGAGUUCCAGCUCGAGCAGCUCUUCAUGAGGCAUUGGGUCAUUCAGCUGAGAUUGAUGGUCAGGUCAGAUGAGAUAUGCUUUUAUUCGAUUGAUGCGGGUGGCUGGUGCAACAGCUACCCAGGCCACACGGGUAGCAAGCGACGGGCGGAGCCUAGCAGUGACAAGAAGUCAAAGGCCUCCACAACUCCCAAAGAUAAGCGUGGGCGAAGCAAGACAAGAUCGGGAAAGCCGGCAAAGAGAGACUCCCGUGGCACAGGGCGUCAUGAGAAGCGACAGACAAAAGAGAAGGGAAAGAAGCACUGCAAGUCCUGUGGUAAGUCGUUACCCUUGUCAAGCUUUGCCAUAAACCAGAGCAACUGCCUGGACUGCAAGAAAUGCUUGGACGUCUUGUCCAAGAAGUGCCGUGCGUGCGGAAAAAGCGCCUGGUUGGCAGAGGUGAAACAGUGUCCCAAGCGCCUCAAAGCCUUGAUCAACGCUUACCGGGCGGCUGUCGUGGAAGCAAAAUCAAAAGGACAGAAGACCGCGACCUUCAGCAUCAUUACAUACAUCGAAACAACCAAAGCCUCGUCAGCAGUUGAAUCCGUCGCAAGAGGCACCAUGAUGUGGCAGGACCAGGCGGUGGAACACUUUCAAACCCCAGCAGGAGGAUCUUUGUCGAAAGCCGCAGCAGAGGCGAAGUGGAAAUCCAUGUCUGAUUCAGCUGAAGCUGAUGGAACGAUCACGGAUACAUUGGGACCCAAGCAGGCUCCACUCAGGCUCAGGAUCCACAUUGGCGACGAUGUUAACUUCGUCAACAAGUACAGCCGCUCUAAGCCCCUCAGCUUCACAACGAGGCGUGUGGAGGCUGUGAGGGCCACAAAGAAGAAGGGCACAGAGGAGGAUGUGAGAAAACUUGGCAAGAAUCUCAUGCUCAGCCAUGAGAGUGUUGCCGGUGCCCGUGCCUUGUCAGAUGUGGCGAACGACCUUGCUGGUGGUCUUGGAAUGGAAGGUCACGCAGCGGCUCUGGGAGAUGUCGAAGCCCUUUGCCCGGCUUCAGAGCCGGAGGCAUCUGAUGACUCGGGGAGUGGCGACGACUCGGAAAUGUCUGCGGGCGAGGACAAGCCGGCAGGUCGAAAAUCGUGGUUCGACCGUGAUCGCGAGGUCAACAAGGCAGCCAAGAUUGCUAAGGGUAUCCUGGAGAGACUGUGCGAGCUAUCCAAAGGCGAGCUGCAGAAGAUGGUUGCCGCUAAGCGCGAGUAUGAUUCUCUCCGUGCAAAGGAUAAAAAGCAAUUGGAAGGAGAUCAUGCUAUCAUGCUCGGCAGGCAGAAAUGCCUGGAAGCAGUGCUUGAUGGUCCUAGUGCACUUGCCAACUACAUCAGCAGCUUCGAUGCAGCGGCUGAUGACAAAGGUUCCGUGAAAUCUGAGUCCGUCAAGGCUUUGGGCUCGGCUUCCCCAUCGCGAACCUUCCGCGACCUGCGGGCUUUCUCAGACUGGGAGAUUCAACUUGACAAGAUCAAUGAGUGUGAAUCCGUGGAGGCCAUUGAAGAGCAGAAGGCGAUCCUGCAGAAGGACUUCAAGAACCCAAUCGCUGACUUGGUCAGCGCCGCCAAAUCCGCUUUGUCUGACCUUCAGCGAGGCCUGAAAGUCGUCAAGAAAGCUGCUGCGGGUGCAGCUGCCAAGGCAGCAUCGGGAACAAGCAAAAAAAAGGCCACUGCAUCAGUGCACGGCCCAGCCAAGCUAUUCCAGGCUGCCGACCACAUGGCUUCUGUGUCAGUGAUAGCAGAGGGCGAGGAGUUGAGUGAUUUCGACAGCCCCGCAAUCAUCCGCUCAACUCCUGAGAAGUUAAGCGAGUUCGAAGCGAGCCAUCCAAUCAAGAAGGCCAUCAUGCAGGAGUUUGCGCAGUUGUUCAGUGCACAAGCAAGUGCACAGCGGGUGGACCGAGCACACAAAAGGUUUGCUGCAAACACAGACGUCUACCACGCCAUGGCAUCGAGGAUGGGUUCCUUGCUUCGUCAAGCCGGGCCGUGCUCUUCCCCAGAAAUCCCCCAAGAUGUCAAGGCCGCGAUGGACGUGCAAGCGGUCAUCGUUGCAAAGAAUGUCAUCAAGAUUGCCACGGAGAAGCAUCAGUCAGGUGCCCUGCGCCUGACUGUAUCCGGGAGCCGCGAAGUCGUAAUGAUGCGACAGAAGUGCUUGCAAGAGCACAUGGGUGCAUCGUCGCUCAAGUCGGCCAGAGAUUUGUUCACGGAAAUGAAUGAUGAGCAGCUUGCUGAUGUUCGCAACAAGGGAAUUCAGGUGUACUAUGCCAACGUGAACAAGGGAGAUGCUCUCUAUGUUCCGGCCGGCUGGAUUUUCGCUGAGCGCAUCCUCGGCUCGGCUCCUUGGGUCGGAGUUCGUGCUGGUGUGCUCUGUGACACUCUGGGUGCGAAGCAGGACUUGGAGUGGCUUGCCAAGACCUGGUGUCGAGAUGACGAGCUUAUGAAGGUGAUGCUGAAUUGCUUGACCAACAAGUUGGUCGGAGCUGGGACGGACAGGCAGCCCCUCGAAAACCCAGCGCCGCAAGAGCCACAAGGAGCAUUGCCAAAGCAGCCCAGCAAGCAGGAAGCCCCACAGGAUCAGAAAGGUCAGCUCGAAAAGCCAAGCAACGAAGUAGACGAAAAGUCUUUCAAAGAGAAUCUGGACAGGAUGGAGGCAGAGCACCAACGAAAGGAGCAUGAGAAACAACAGGAGCACGAGGAAAGGGAAAGGCAGAUGAAGGAGAAAGAGCAACAAGCUUUGCAACAACAAAUGAAAGAUCAGAAGAUGAAGGAGAAGGAGCAACUGCAGCUUGAACAGCAGCCACCCGAGCAUGAGCAAGCCCAGCAAAAGCCGGCAGCAGCCAAGGAGCCCGAAGCUUCGCCAGUACCAGUUCCAGGUAGUCACAAUCACAAAGGCACCCAGCCGGCACAGGGUGAUGAGCACACACACACCAAGCGAUCCGCAGAGGCAGCAUCAGCAUCGGACACCCCGAACCCGAAGACACAACGUGUGGAGGACUUAACCCACCUGUGA
Messenger RNA from Symbiodinium sp. CCMP2592, 8118 nucleotides. Lineage: Eukaryota; Dinophyceae; Suessiales; Symbiodiniaceae. The record is from the annotation of a GenBank genome assembly.